Molecule: messenger RNA, 261 nt
Organism: Guyanagaster necrorhizus
Lineage: Eukaryota; Fungi; Basidiomycota; Agaricomycetes; Agaricales; Physalacriaceae
Product: ribosomal protein S21e
Exons: 4
Coding region: 1-261 (86 amino acids)
Biological process (GO): translation
Cellular component (GO): ribosome
Molecular function (GO): structural constituent of ribosome
Source: RefSeq, a predicted model, not a curated record
AUGGAAAACGACCAGGGUGCUCUCGUUGAUCUCUACGUCCCUCGCAAAUGCGCGGCCACAAACCGUCUCAUUACCUCCAAGGAUCAUGCAUCCGUUCAAAUUAACAUUGCUGACGUAGAUGCGAAUGGCCGUGCUUUGACUACGUCUACGACGUUUGCCCUGUGCGGACAGGUGCGGUCGCAGGGAGAGAGCGAUGACUCCUUGAACAGGUUGGCAACCCAGGCAGGCCUGCUUAAAAACGUCUGGUCAUACCAGAAGUGA